Molecule: messenger RNA, 2107 nt
Organism: Hyaena hyaena (striped hyena)
Lineage: Eukaryota; Metazoa; Chordata; Mammalia; Carnivora; Hyaenidae
Gene: WNT5B
Product: Wnt family member 5B
Exons: 4
Coding region: 76-1152 (358 amino acids)
Biological process (GO): cell fate commitment; neuron differentiation; canonical Wnt signaling pathway
Cellular component (GO): extracellular region
Molecular function (GO): cytokine activity; frizzled binding
Source: RefSeq, a predicted model, not a curated record
GGAGCCCCAUUUCGGAAGCCAACUGCCCCCGGGGUCUUCCCAGGGCACUGGGGAGGGCCGAGGCCGAGGCCGACCAUGCCCAGUCUGCUGCUGCUCUCCGCCGCGCUGCUGUCCAGCUGGGCUCAGCUUCCCGCCGAAGCCAGCUCCUGGUGGUCAUUAGCUAUGAACCCGGUGCAGAGACCCGAGGUGUUUAUCAUCGGCGCCCAGCCCGUGUGCAGCCAGCUUCCCGGGCUCUCCCCCGGCCAGAGGAAGCUCUGCCAACUGUACCAAGAGCACAUGGCCUACAUAGGGGAGGGGGCCAAGAUGGGCAUCAAGGAGUGCCAGUACCAGUUCCGGCAGAGGAGGUGGAACUGCAGCAUCGUGGACAACACGUCCGUCUUUGGGCGAGUCAUGCAGAUAGGGAGCCGGGAGACGGCCUUCACCUACGCGGUGAGCGCGGCAGGCGUGGUGAACGCCAUCAGCCGGGCUUGCCGCGAGGGUGAGCUCUCCACAUGCGGCUGCAGCCGGACAGCGCGGCCCAAGGACCUUCCCCGGGACUGGCUGUGGGGUGGCUGCGGGGACAAUGUGGAGUAUGGCUACCGCUUUGCUAAGGAGUUCGUGGAUGCCCGCGAGCGGGAGAAGAACUUCGCCAAGGGAUCGGAGGAGCAGGGCCGAGUGCUCAUGAACCUGCAGAACAACGAGGCAGGUCGGAGGGCUGUGUAUAAGAUGGCAGACGUGGCCUGCAAAUGCCACGGCGUCUCGGGGUCCUGCAGCCUCAAGACGUGCUGGCUGCAGCUGGCCGAGUUCCGCAAGGUCGGGGACCAGCUGAAGGAGAAGUACGACAGCGCGGCCGCCAUGCGCAUCACCCGCAAAGGCAAGCUGGAGCUGGUCAACAGCCGCUUCAACCAGCCCACCCCGGAGGACCUGGUCUACGUGGACCCCAGCCCUGACUACUGCCUGCGUAACGAGACCACGGGUUCCCUGGGCACUCAGGGCCGCCUCUGCAACAAGACCUCGGAGGGCAUGGACGGCUGCGAGCUCAUGUGCUGUGGCCGCGGCUACGACCAGUUCAAGAGUGUCCAGGUGGAGCGCUGUCACUGCAAGUUCCACUGGUGCUGCUUCGUCAAGUGCAGGAAAUGCACCGAGAUCGUCGACCAGUACGUGUGCAAAUAGCCAGCGAGGGCCCGCUCCUCUGGCCUCGCCUCUGCUCUGCCUCACAAAGUUUAUAUUAUAGAAAUCUAUAUAAAUCUAUUUUAUAUUUGUAUAAAUAAAUGGAUGGAUGAUAAAUAAUUAAAAGAAGAAAAUGGAAAGGAAAAGCUUAUUUAAGAGACACUGGAGACCUUUGAGGAUUGAACUGGGCUGGUUCUCUAUUCUGGGUGGGUGGAGAAAGAGGCUUCUCCCCCUCCCUCUGGUGGGGACUCGCAGUGGGUAGGGGAUAUUCACUGUCAGGCCACCACAGCCUUGAGGAGACUCAUGGUGGUUAUAUGGAGAAGAUGCUUUUGUCUGGAAGACUGGAGCCUUCACUGGGUGGACGGCCGCUCUGUGACCCCCGUCAUUAGUCAGGAGUCCCUGUCCAAGGUGGCAGAACUCAGCUCAAACCAUCACAUCCUCACAGUCUUGUCCAAAAAACCGAUCGUUUCUGUAAGAGGCCCGGUGCUUGCUUACCCUUUCAUUUAUGUGCACCCUUGCAAAAUCCACAGUUACAGGAACAAGGACAGGUCCCAUGUCAUCUCUGACCGGUGACCACAAAGUAGACCCACACCUCCUCAGACUCCCGGGCCUGUCUUUCCAGUGAGAAUUAUUCUCCCUCCACAGUUCAUUAGCUCCUCCACCCAUUCCCUGUGCCAAGGGGAAAGGGGGUCCCUUGGCCUGACUUGUUAGGAGAGAUGUGAACGGAGUAUUUGUGUCUGAGCUGCAGAGAGCCAGGAGUGUAACUGGACCAAGUGAACAUUGCACUGUGCUCCCACAGGGAGGGGCAGCUGGGGUGCUGCUGUCACUUCCUCCAUCACGGAGGCCCCCACCAAUGACAAGACGUGCAGCCAGGUCAGGCUCAGCUGGCCUGGCACCGUCUUUUCAUCUCUGCCCCAGAUGUACAGUUUCUCUCUGAUAUUAAAUACCCUUCACUGGA